Molecule: messenger RNA, 1152 nt
Organism: Lemur catta (Ring-tailed lemur)
Lineage: Eukaryota; Metazoa; Chordata; Mammalia; Primates; Lemuridae
Exons: 5
Coding region: 1-1152 (383 amino acids)
Source: RefSeq, a predicted model, not a curated record
AUGGGGCCAGCAGGGCCAUCAUGGCCACAGAGCCUGAAGGAUCAGUGUGACUCCGAGCUUCCAGCCAACGCACCCCAGGCUCGGGAGGGGAUUUCUGAGAGGGCUGACCUCUGGGUGCUGGAGCAGUCCAGGGACUUCAGCCACACCUACCAGCCGUGGCAGUUCUUUGCCUGUGAGAAUCGGGAGCUGUGGAGCCUGGGAGAUGUCCCCAGUGGGGCUGCUCUCCGUGUGGUGGUGACACAGGACCCUGGUGGCUCCCAGCUCACUUCCUGCCAGCUCAGAUGCCUGGGUCAGGAAAGCUGGGUCCUGGCACUCAUUCACCGGCUGCCUUUAGCCACCUGCCACCCUGACGGGUCAGGUUGGCGGGAUGGGGAUUCUCCAGUUUCGCGGCCUGGUCACAUGUCCCCCAAAACUCCCUGGCCCGAGAGUGGAGGAGGGGCAGUUCUCUCACAGGCAGUGGGGGACUGCCCCAAGGAAGGACAUGAAGACAGUCCUCCAAGGGGAGCGGGAGACACCUGCUAUCUAGACGUGUCCCAGGGAGAGGGGUGCAGGGGUGUGGGUGGUGAGCCGGUGCAGCUGUGCACGUCCAGCGUGGCCGGCGGGGCAGGAGCUCCUCCCUCAGCAGGGUUCAGUGACCUCUUCCCCAAGUCCUGCUGGCUGGUGGAGCCUUGGCUGGGUGACCCGUCGAGGGCGCAGCAUUCCCACCUCAAGAUGAGGUGGCCGGGCUCAGGCUCAGCCUCCAAGAGGGACUGCCUGGAGCGGUUUGGGCCGCGGUCACGUGGGAUGCCGACGCCAUCUGCACCACUGAGUACUCACACAUCGUGCCCCUGGAGAACGGUGAGGUGGGCCGAGGGACAGCGUGGUGGUGGGUUCUGCUGGUCUGCUCCUGAUGGCCACACCUGGCCUCACCGUCCACGCCUUCUGCGGAUCGUGGUGUCCCUGGUGAAUGGGCGCCCAGGGGCCAUGAACUUCUCCUACUCGCCGCUGCUGCGCAGCUUCACCGAAGCCACCAACACGCUGCUGGGUCACCUCAUGGGCAAGGCGCUGCAGGACCCCACAGUCAUGCACCGGGUGAGCCCACCCUGUCUGGCGUGGGGGGCAGCCCCUGGCAGACGGGGGAGGAGCCGGCCCUGGGGGGCAGCCUGGGCCUGA